AUGAAGUUCUUGGAGUACACUAACCUCGACAGAUUGAAUGUGUUUAUGGGUCAUUUAAAUCUCGGGGAAAUAACUAUCAAAGGUUGUCUGGAAGCUUAUUCAUGUAAACAUGCGGGAACUGAUAAAAGAUUGUCUCUUAGUUUGGAGAAUGAGAUGCUAGACUAUCUUGGGAAAUCUUCUGACAGUGACUCUUCUUCACCCGUUGAUCUUUUGUUAAGCAGAUCAAGUCGAAAGACUUUGAUCUACUUGGUUCUUGCACUCUAUCAGAUGUAUCCAGACUACGAUUUCAGCGCUGUGAAAGCACAUCAGUUUUUCUCGGAGGAAAGCUGGGACACAUUUACUCAGAUUUUUAGUAACUACAUGUUUGAAGCUUCUAAGGAAUGGACUGAGAGGAAUGAGGAUGGUUCCCUACUUGAGGCAAUCUACGAGGCUCUUGAUGAGGUUGUAAAGCUAGCUGAUUGUGAGAUCUACGUGUACAACCCAAACCCUAAUGCUGAUCCUUUCCUUGAAGAAGGAGCAAUAUGGUCUUUUUGUUUCUUAUUCUACAACCGAAAACAGAAGCGUGUUGCUGGUUUUCGUUUCUGCUGCAUAAGUAACCUGGCAAAUGAUGCAUUUCUCGCUGACACACCUCCAUACGAAGAAGAUGAGGAGAUCUUUGACGACAUGGAUAUGUGA
Molecule: messenger RNA, 675 nt
Organism: Eruca vesicaria subsp. sativa (arugula)
Lineage: Eukaryota; Viridiplantae; Streptophyta; Magnoliopsida; Brassicales; Brassicaceae
Source: the annotation of a GenBank genome assembly